Molecule: messenger RNA, 2658 nt
Organism: Nomia melanderi (Alkali bee)
Lineage: Eukaryota; Metazoa; Arthropoda; Insecta; Hymenoptera; Halictidae
Source: RefSeq, a predicted model, not a curated record
AUGUGAACGUAUGGAUAGCCCGUUGUCCCUCGAGGUUGUUCAGUGUCGUCAGUUCGAUCCGGUCAGUGGGCCAUUCAGCAUGAACGAGCGCAAGGAUGAAGCGCAAUCGAUUUACACGAUCGCCAGCAAUACGAACCUGGUCCCGAUAAGAUCCAAGCAGGCCUACUUCAAGAGGCGAAGGUUCAUACCGAAUUACUUGAUGAUAUUGCUGUUCGUGCUAAUGAUUUUCUGCGUCAUAGCUGCCGUAGGGCUUUCUAUAUUGUAUUUUACCUAUAAACAGAUGAAGAUAUGCGAAUCCGAAAAUUGUGUUCGUAUAGCGGCUAGUUUCAAAGAAUCUAUGGACACGUCCGUGGAUCCUUGCGACGAUUUUUAUAAAUAUGCUUGUGGCAAGUGGUCCGAGGAACACCCUAUGCCAGACAACAGUUUAACAAACUCGUGGUUCGAAGAACGCAGGGAACGUGUAUUCAGGAGGAUCAGAGAACUCUUGAGAGACAAUGUAACGAGAAAUAACGCACCGUGGGCUGUCAGUCAGGCUAAAAUAUUGUACAACAGCUGCAUGGUCGUGCACGCCGUGGACGAGUUAGGGCUCACGCCAUUGUUCGAGCUAUUGGAGGAGCUCAAUUUGCCAGCGAUUCCUUCGGCGUUUACCAAGAAGAGGAGUGGUUAUAUCGAACAGAUGGCUAGAGUGAAGAAAGUUCUUGGAAGGGACGUCUUUUUCGGGUUCGACGUGAUUCCCGAUCCACGGAACACCACCAACAACAUCAUGCUGCUGGACACACCCAUCUUGAGCAACCCUUUGCCCAACAACAAAGAACUGGAGAAACGAUUGCACUCGAUCAGAUCGCGUCUCAGGAAGCUGGACGAAGAAGUGGAAAUCGAAGAAUUGAGUAAAUACGCGAAGGCAGAAAUGGUUUACAUGAGCGACGUCAUUAAGCAGGUUGUCAAUAAUGGCACUUUAGAUUCCUGCUCUUUGAACAGUAAUUUUUCGUUCCCUGAUGCAGAAGAGCUCGAGGAUGUUGUGGACAGUCUUUUUGACUUCACUACUAUCUUGUUUUACGCUUCUCGUUCAGAAACUAAUGAUACAAUAUGGGAUGAAGACCCCACGGAUGCAGAUUAUAUGUCGGUCGAUGAGCUUCAAAAGUUAACAGACGCGUACGUAAUGGAAGUUAAUUCUUCUGUCACGCCGAAACCAUUAUGGCGGCCAUUCAUCGAGAUGCUUUUUAAAGAUAUCAGUACUAUAGACCUAAAUGGCAAGGAUAAAGUAUUGGUCGCAAAUUUGGAGUUUUUGAAGGAAGUUGCUGUUAUGUUGGCUACUACCGAGGAAGAAGAAUUAGAGACUUACAUAUGGUGGGUCAUAAUAGACAUUAUAGUUCCUCAUUCGUCAGAGAACUUAAGAGAUAUCUGGCUGAAAUACGUGAACGAGAUAACCAGUGUCGAGGUUGGCGAUUCAAAAUCGAUCCUUUGCGCUGCCGCGGUGAACGAACUGAUGGGAAUGGCGGUGUCUUGGCUAUAUGUGGAUCGAUCCUUUUACGAGGAUCAAAGCAAAAGGGUAUUCGAGAUGAUGAACGAUAUAAAACAAGCAUUCGACUCGCUGGUUUUGAAAACCGACUGGAUGGAUAAGCAGACAAAAACUGCGACUUUGGAGAAGAACAGGAAGAUGGAGUCGCAGAUCGGUUUUCCUGAUUGGCUAUUCGAUGAAGAUGUCCUUAAUGAAUAUUAUGAAGGCAUAGACCUCUCGGAGACAGGAUACAUGACCAACAUGGUUCAGAUUGUUCGACUGAUGUCUGUGUCGGAGCUGGAAUGUAUUCAUGAAAUAAAUUAUAAUAAUGUGUCCUAUUGGGCGACCGAUCCUACGGACGUGAAUGCAUUUCAUACGUACCAGUUCAAUCACAUAACUGUACCAGCUGGAAUUCUUCAAUUCCCAUUUUAUGAACUGGGUCUCGAAGCUCUAAACUAUGGCGCCAUUGGCGCAGUACUUGGCCACGAAUUGACCCACGGUUUCGACAAUAGCGGCAGACACUACGACAGCGAUGGCAACGUGAGGCAAUGGUGGACUAACGAGACUAUCUUCGAGUACACCGAAAAGACCGAGUGUUUUAUAAAACAUUACAAUAGCUAUUACGAAAAAGAGGUAGAUGAUUACGUUGAUGGAGAGCGAACGUUGGGCGAGAACAUAGCAGAUAAUGGCGGCCUUAGGGAGGCUGUCAUCGCUUACGAAAGAUGGAAGGCCAGGCACGGUCAAGAGCCCCUGCUUCCGGGAUUCACUCAUCUCACUCACGAGCAGCUCGUUUUCCUCAGUUUCGCGCACGUGUGGUGCGAGGCGUACACGACGAAAGCUUUGAAAUGGAUACUGCAGGACACUCACUGUCCUGGUCACGUGAGACUGCACGGUGUACUGAGGAAUUCGGAGGAAUUUAGCAACGCCUGGAAUUGCCCUAAGGGAUCAAACAUGAAUCCACCGGAGAAGUGUCAUGUAUGGUAAUAAUUACGAAAAAAUUGUGUUCCAUCUUUCAAGGUAAGAUCCGGAGAUAUCAAAGUCGUUCCAUAAGGAAUUGGAGAAUAAUUACCCGAAGACUCGACACAAUACAAGACGCAGUAAAAUCUUUAAAAUAAUCCUCCAAUGUCUUAUGGAACGAUGCGAUACAAGUACUGUAAACG